CCCGAUGGCGACCCCCGUGCUGGGCGCCCUCCUGCUGGUCUUACUGGUCCUACUGGGCGGCCUGUGCCUGGGAAGGUGGCUGCUGUACAUACUGGUCACCAACUGGUGCCGCCGCCGGCUCCAGGCGGAGCUGAAGAUCCGCACGUUGGGGUUUUUCUGGGUCCAGAACCUCAGCCUGAAGUUCCAGGAGGAGCAGCAGACGGUGGAAAUCGACAGCAUCUGGAUCUCCAGCAAGCUGCUGAACCAUGAUGUGCCGCGUUACCUGGCGCUGUGCUUCGGAGAGGUCCGCGUCCGCGUGGACCUGCAAAAGGCAGCCGAGCUGCAGACGCUGACCCCGGAGGUUCCAGCAGAGGGCGACAGCGAGCCGGGCCAGGCGCUCUCCCUGGGGCCCUCGCUGCUGCGGCUGCUGAGCCAGCUGUGCUCCGUCCACGUGGAGUCAGUCAACGUCAUGGUGCUGCACGUGGCCGCCUCGGAGUCCCUGUGGCACGUCCAGGUCUCGCGGAGCCGUAUCUUGCUGGACUGCAAUGGCAGAAGCACGACCUGCGAGGUCACCUUUGGCCAGGUGAACAGCAAAGUGCUCAAGAGCAGCCAACAGGAUGAUGCCUGCCUGGCCGAGCUCUCCCUGGUGCUCAGCGUCUCCCUGGACAUCGGCGUGAGCCAGCGGCAGCUGCUGGGGCUGGCCCUCCGGGUGUGGAGCUUCCACGCCGAACUCCACGAGGGCCUCUUCCACAGCGCCCUUCUGCAGCGCGUCGGAGGCACUGGAGAUACGGCAGAUCCCGCUCGGGCUCCAGAGUUGCGCCCACCCAGGCUGAGCCUGGCCAGCCUGAAAUACGUGCCCUGCAGCGUCAAGGUGGAGUCGGAGAACACCAGUGUGGUCCUGUCGAUGAACAGCCAAAAGAGGCACCUCACCUGGACGCUGAAGCUGCUGCAGGUGGCCUACCAGUGUGACGAGGGGCAGAUCCCCCUCCGCAGCUUCACCCCCACCUGCGACCUGCCCCAGAUGAGCAUCGAACUGGUGCUGGAAGACGGGCUGCUGCUGUCUCAAAGCCGCCAGCGGAUCGUGUGCCUCAACUUGUUGAAGGCCAGCUUGCAGGUCAUGGCCAUCGACAUCUCCAUGGCCGUCAUGCUCAACACCUGCAUCGUCCACUACCGCCACCAGGAGUUCGCGCACUGGCUGAGCAUGCUGGCUGCGGCGCAGGAAGCCGCGGGGCUGCCGGCCCCCGCCCGGAGCAGGGGCAGGAGGAUGCCCCAGAUUCUGGCCACCAUCAUCCUCAGUGCCUCGGUGUCCAACGUCAGCGUCUCUGUCCAGCUGGGAGACACUCCACCAUUUGCCUUGGGCGUGAACUCCGUCUCUCUGGACUACCAACAUCUCCGUCCUCAGAGCGUGCACCAGCGAGCGGUCUUGUCCAUCGACCACCUCUGCUGGCGCGUGGGGGCCGACUCCCACAUCCAGCGGGCCCCCCACCCACCCAACAUGCACGUCUGGGGAGAGGCCUUCAUCCUGGACACCUUCAAUCUGCAAGGCAGCUACAACCAGCCGCUGGGCACCUCCAGCACCCACGCGGACACCCUCUUCUUGGACUGCACCCUCCGGGGCCUGCAGGUGGAGUCUUCGGACACCUGCUCCGAGUGCCUUUCCAGGGUCUUCUCACUGUGGCGCCCGGGGAACGCGGAGGCUCCGGGAUGCCCGGAGGAGCCGCCCCUGUCCCUGGGAGAUGACCUUGGCGUCCUCUGGAAGGUUGACCUGAAGGUGGAGGACGUGAACCUCUUCACCUUGUCUGCUCUGGCAGGGGCCACGGAGGUGCGGGUGGACACCCUGACCAUGCUGGGCAGCGCCGAGAGCUGCACCGUCAGCGUCCAGGGGGUGGCGCUGGCCCUGGUCAAGACCAUCGCGGAGAAGAUGCAGCCGUGCUGCAAAGCGCCCGCCAUCCCCAGCCCCGUGGCCGAACUCUCCGCCCUCUCGCUCACCUACCGCAGCAGCAUCCGCUCCUUGGAGGUGCAAGGCGGAGAGAGCCUCAGCGUCCUCUGGAGCCCGGCCAGCCACAUGCACCUCUUCCAGCACCUGCUGGCCACCCUGCGCUGCUCCCAGGCCUUGCGGGGCGCGCUGUGGCCGCAGCAGCAGGCCCCGUCCCCCGAGGGCCAGCCCCCCGCCGAGGGCGGCCCCCCGAAGCGGCUGCUGAGCCUGGUGCUGGAGCUGGGCUCCCUCAAGGCCACGGCCUUCGUCUCGGGGGAGCGCUACCUGAGCCUGGCGGCCGAGCGGGUGGUGGUCAGCCGGCACAGCGCCUCCCUGCACGCCUACUGCCCGGGGCUGGCGGCCGGCUUCGACGGCCACAGCGUCUUCGUCUUCAAGGAGGUGGAGCUGCAGGCCCUGCCCGAGCUGGAGGAGAUGAUGCUCCACCGGGGGCCCUUCCCCGCCCUCGGCACCCUGCGCAACCGCGUCUGGGCCCUGUCUUGCGCCAGCGCCGAGGUGGAGUUCCCCUACCAGUACGACUUCUCGGCCACCCUGGACGAGGCGCUGGGCGUCCAGAAGUGGCUGCGGGGCCUGCACGGCGGCGGGGGUGGCCCCCGCCCCGCCCCGCCCCUGCCGCCGGACCUGCUCCUCAAGGUGCAGCGCUUCUCCUGGGUCUUCCUGGACGACGUCCUCGAGGUGAAGCUGCGCGACAACUACGAGCUGAUGAAGGACGAGAGCAAGGAGAGCAGCAAGCGGCUGCACCUGCUGGACACCAAGGUGGCCGCCCUGCGCAAGCAGCACGGGGAGCUGCUGCCGGCCCGCAAGAUCGAGGAGCUCUACGCCUCCCUGGAGAAGAAGAACAUCGAGAUCUACAUCCAGCGCUCGCACCGCCUCUACGCCAACACGCCCAUGCGCAAGGCCCUCCUGACCUGGACCAUGUCCCAGCUGGAGCUGGUGGCCCUGGCCAACGAGUCCUUCCACGGGGCCGAGCGGGUCCUCCAGCAGAUCCGGGAGCUGGACGCCGCCAGCCCCUUCCCUGCCGAGGGCCUGGACCUCGUCGCCCACUGGUGCCGCAUGGUCAAGGGGAGCGUCAAGACCUUCUUCGUGCGGAUCCGGGAUUACCCCCGGUACUUGUUUGAGAUCCGGGACUGGAGGCUGUCGGGCCGCCUGGCCGGAGCCGAGCACCGGGGUCAGCCUUGCUCCCGCCGGCGGCAGGUGCUGAAACUCGGGGCGCCCUGGGGAGACGUGUCCGUGGAGAGGAACAUGCCGCCUUUGAAGUUCUACCACGACUUCCACUCGGAGGUCUACCAGUACACCAUCGUGUGGGGACCGUGCUGGGACCCGGCCUGGACACUCAUCGGCCAGGCCAUCGACCUCCUGACCAAGCCCUCGGAGGACCCCAGCGCCCCGCUGCCCUGGUGGGACAAGAGCCGCCUGCUCCUGCAUGGCGACUGGCACAUGGACAUCGAGCAGGCCAAUCUCCACCAAGUGGCCACUGAGGACCCGUACAACACCACGGAGAACAUGCACUGGGAAUGGAGCCACCUCUCCUUCCACUGGCGGCCCGGGCAGUUCGUCUUCAAGGGAGACCUGGACGUCAACGUCCGCACUGCAUCCAAAUAUGAUGACUGCUGCUUCCUCCACCUUCCCCAGCUGUGCAUGACGCUGGAUUUGACGUGGCUGUGCCACGGGAACCCCCACGACCACCACGGUGUGGUGCUGCGCUCGCCGGAGUUCCUGCCUGAGGUGCCGGUGGGUCAGCAGUACGACUCCUUCCGGGCCUUCCGCUCCGAAAACCUCAACCUCUCCAUCCGCAUGGACUUGACGCGGCCGAGCGGGGAGCCCGCCCAGCCCCGCGUCCUGCUCUACAGCAGCACCCUGCGCUGGAUGCAGAACUUCUGGGCCACCUGGACCAGUGUCACCCGCCCCAUUUGCCGCGGGAAGCUUUUCGGGAACAUGAAGCCCGUCAAAAAGAAGCUGGGGCAGCAUUACCGGCAGCUGGCCUUUACCGCCCUCUUCCCCAAGCUCCAGGUGCAUUACUGGGCCUCCUUCGCCCAGCAGCGUGGCAUCCAGCUGGAGUGCGGCCAAGGACACAUCUUCACCUGCGGCACCCAGCGGCUCAUCCCCCAGGCCGGCACCGUGAUGCGCCGACUCAUCUCGGAAUGGAGCAUCACCCAGAUGGUGAGCGACCUCAGCCUGGUCACCGUCCACCUCAUGGCCUCCCCCUGCGACGAGAACGCCGACCACCGCCUCGACCCCUUGGUGAAGAAGACCCACCUGCUCAGCCUCUCCUCCCUCGCCUACCAGCGCCACAGCGUCCGCACGGCUGAGGAGGAGCUGCCUGUGCGCGACAGCGACGACGUCUUCCACACCCACCAGCUGCACCUGGUGGACUUGCGGGCCUCCUGGACCACCACCAACCGGGACAUCGCCUUCGGCCUCUAUGACGGCUACAAGAAAGCCGCGGUGCUCAAGCGCAACCUGUCCACCGAGGCCCUGAAAGGGCUCAAGAUCGACCCCCAGCUGCCAGCCAAGAAGCUCAAGCGGGGGCCUCUCCCCAGCCACCAGCCUCCGCUGCGGGUCACUCUGCCGGCCAGCAGCAGCCGGACGGAGCGAAGCCCCUCUGGAGGGGCCUACAUGCUUCAGAAGCUCAUCGAGGAGACGGAUAAGUUUGUGGUUUUCACGGAGGAGGAGUCCGGGGUGAGCGAACAGUUAUGCGGCAUUGCGGCCUGCCAGACGGACGACAUCUUCAACCGUAACUGCCUGAUCGAGUUGGUCAACUGCCAGAUGGUUCUCCGCGGGGCCGAGACAGAGGGCUGUGUGAUCGUCUCGGCAGCCAAAGCUCAGCUGCUCCAGUGCCAGCACCACCCGGCCUGGUACGGGGACACCCUCAAGCAGAAGACCUCCUGGACCUGCCUGCUCGACGGGAUGCAGUACUUCGCCACCACCGAGAGCAGCCCGUUGGAGCACGAGGACCUGGAGCUCUGGUUGGAGGUCAAGAACAUUGAGGAGCAUCGGCAGCGAAGUCUGGACUCCGUGCAGGAGCUGAUGGAGAGUGGGCAGGCCGUGGGCGGCAUGGUCAGCACCACCACAGACUGGAACCAGCCACACGAGGUCCAGCCGACACAGCAGGUCCAGCGGAUCAUCUCGCGCUGCAGCUGCCGCAUGUACUACAUCAGCUACAGCCACGACAUCGACCCGGAGCUGGCCACCCAAAUCAAGCCACCGGAGCUGCCUGCCAACCCAGACAAGGAUGACCUGCUCAAGAAACAGGAAGGGGCUGUGGACACCUUCACUCUCAUCCACCACGACCUGGAGAUCUCCACCAACCCAGCUCAGUACGCCAUGAUCCUUGACAUUGUGAACAACCUCCUCCUGCACGUGGAGCCCAAGCGCAAGGAGCACAGUGAGAAGAAGCAGCGCGUGCGCUUCCAGCUGGAGAUCUCCAGCAACCCCGAGGAGCAACGGAGCAGCAUUCUGCACCUCCAGGAGGCCGUCCGCCAGCACGUGGCCCAGAUCCGGCACCUGGAGAAGCAGAUGUACUCGGUCAUGAAGUCCCUGCAGGAUGACAGCCGGAACGAGGCCCUGCUGGACCACAACCAGAAGCUGCAGCAGCAGCUGAGCCGGGAGAAGACGGAACUGCAGCAAGAGAGCGAGGAGCUGAACAUCCUGAUCCGGUGCUUCAAAGACUUCCAGCUGCAGAGGGCCAACAAGAUGGAGCUGCGCAAGCAGCUGGAGGACGUGGGGGUGGCCCGCCGCACUGAGUUCUACUUCGCCCAGGCCCGGUGGCGGCUGACCGAAGAGGACGGGCAGCUGGGCAUCGCGGAGCUGGAGCUGCAGCGCUUCCUCUACAGCAAGGUGAACAAGUCGGACGACACGGCUGAGCACCUCCUGGAACUGGGCUGGGUGACCAUGAACAACCUCCUGCCCAACGCCGUUUAUAAGGUGGUCCUCCGCCCCCAAAGCCCCUGCCAGUCCGGGCGUCAGCUGGCCUUGAGGAUAUUCAGCAAAGUCCGGCCACCGGUGGGCGGCAUUUCCAUCAAAGAGCACUUCGAGGUGAACGUGGUGCCCCUCACCAUCCAGCUGACGCACCAGUUCUUCCACCGUAUGAUGGGCUUCUUUUUCCCCGGGCGCAACGUGGAGGAGGAGGAGGUGGGAGACGAGGAGGACAAAUCUAAGCUGGUGACAACAGGCAUGCCGGUGGUGAAGCCCCGACAGCUGAUGGUCUCCGACGACCCCCUGGGACAGGGCAAAGGCAUGGCCCAGGGGCUGAACCGGACGUCGGGGGUCAGGCGCUCGUUCCGCAAAACGCCUGAGUACCCGGUGGACGACAUCGACAAGAUGAAGGAGCGGGCGGCCAUGAACAACUCCUUCAUCUACAUCAAGAUCCCUCAAGUGCCUCUCUGUGUCAGCUACAAGGGGGAGAAGAACAGCGUGGACUGGGGGGAGCUCAACCUGGUGCUGCCGUGCCUGGAGUAUCACAACAACACCUGGACGUGGCUGGACUUUGCCAUGGCGGUGAAGCGGGACAGCCGCAAGGCCUUGGUGGCCCAGGUCAUCAAAGAGAAACUGCGUCUCAAGCCGGCCGCAGGCAGCGAGUCCCGUGGCAAGCCAGACAGCAAGCCCGAGGGCCACGUCCAGCAGCAGGAGGAGGAUGAGAAGGCCCGGCUGCUGAUCGGCCUGAGCGUCGGCGAAAAGAACCCCGGCAAGAAGUCCAUUUUCGGCAGACGCAAAUGAGACGGCCGCGACCCUCCCCCUCCCGCUGGCCGGGGAAGGGGCGGGCAGGCACAUGCCUCUUCCUCCGGCGCGCGGGCACCACGAGGGACCAAAGGCGUUCAGCAGGACUUGGGGGUGACGGCGCUCGGUCCGGCCACGAUCCAAGGCUGCGAUGAACCCACAGGCUCUCCAGGGGCUCCUGUGGCCGAGCGCGCCGUCUGUGGCUGUUGGAGGCCGACGCCGCAGGCAGCGGGGCAAUAACUGGACCUGCCUGUGUGGCGGCUGGCGUGGCGGCUGGGGCCUCCUUGUGGCUCGUGCCGCCCUGUGCAUCGUUAGUUGGGUACCAGGGAAGGGAAAGAGUUUAAAUAAGAGAGUUUAUCAUUUGGAA
Messenger RNA from Elgaria multicarinata webbii, 7055 nucleotides. It is a transcript of the gene BLTP2, whose product is annotated as bridge-like lipid transfer protein family member 2. The transcript has 39 exons. Lineage: Eukaryota; Metazoa; Chordata; Lepidosauria; Squamata; Anguidae. The record is from RefSeq and is a predicted model, not a curated record. Bases 5 to 6688 code for a protein of 2227 amino acids.